CUGUGGGGCUGUCAUAGCUUUUUAUAAAAUUAUGUAAAGCAUAAAAAUAAACACCCUGCAUAAAAAUCAUUUCCCUGUGUGCCGUCUUCAUUUCAGGUUCCUGUCACACUAUGUGAAUGGAAGGCCGUGGCAGACCAGUUCAGUGCACUGUGGCAGUUUCCACACUGUAUUGGUGCACUGGACGGUAAGCACGUGGUCAUCAUGCCUCCCCACAGCACAGGAGCAAUGUACCGCAACUAUAAAGGCACUUUCAGUGUCGUGCUCAUGGCCCUUGUAGAUGCGGAACUGAACUUUUUGUAUGCCGACAUUGGACGGAACGGCAGGAUGAAUGACAGUGGAGUGUGGAAUUCCUGCAGCCUGAGGGCAAAACUGGAAAGUUCUCCUUCAGUUCUCCCUCAACCCCAAGCCUUGCCGCACUCUUCCAUGUCAGCCCCUUACGUAAUUGAGGGCGACGAGGGCUUUGGGUUAAAGAAUUAUUUGAUGAGGCCAUAUCCUACAAGGGAGCUGAGCACAGACGCCAGGGUCUUCAACUACAGGCUAUCUAGGGCACGCCGUACGGCUGAAAACGCUUUCGGAGUCUUGUGCAGCAGAUGGCAGAUCUUCCGGGCUCCUCUGCGCCACUCUCCAGAAAGAGCCACCGCAAUCAUCAAGGCCACCAUAGUUCUGCACGAUUACCUCCAAACGCAGAGGACUACACGACCGCUCUACCUGCCUCCAGAGAUAGUAGAUAUUGCCACAGGCACCGUUCGUCCGGGUUCAUGGAGACAAGCCGUAAGCAACCAUGGAGCCAUGCGGCCCUUGCCACGACCUGGAGGGAACUGUUCCAACAGUGCGAAAGCUGUCAGGGAACUGUAUACACAGGACUUCAGCAAUGAAGGAUAAGUGAUGCAGCCACACUAGACAUACUACUGACGCCAGCUUUGAGAAGUUCCAGUUUUGCGGCCUGGUAAUUGUCCACUGUUCGCUGCUUUUUACGGCUGCUCCCAGGUCCAUCUACUGCACUGCCUGUGCUGACACUCUCCUCUGGCUGUGCCAGGCCCGUCUUCACUAGUCUCACAGAUGCUGGUGCCCUCUGCUUCAUCUUCAGGAAAAGUGAUUGUGCUCUGUGAGGACUGUGCAUCCUGCCAACAGAAUGUGUUGCAGUACAUGAAUUGUAUAUAUGUAUAUAUGUAUGAUGUUACGAAAAAGAA
This is a messenger RNA of Ornithodoros turicata, 1190 nucleotides long. RefSeq lists its product as uncharacterized. The record is from RefSeq and is a predicted model, not a curated record. Bases 202 to 882 code for a protein of 226 amino acids. The transcript has 4 exons. Lineage: Eukaryota; Metazoa; Arthropoda; Arachnida; Ixodida; Argasidae.